UGUAGUUUCCACUAUCUUGGGAGGAAUGCACAGGUCGAACCGCGUCCCAUAGUUCAGGAAGGAGUCCUCGGUUGUUCGUGCGCGCUGCGGAGUAGUUGUGCUGGCUAAUUGCUGCCUGCCUGGUUCUGUCUGGUUGCUGAUUUUCUGAAGGUUUCCAGCCGAAAAACGGUCCUGUGAAAAUCGGAGAGAGGGGCCUGUGAGAGAGAGGUAAUGGGUUUGUCAUGGCAACCCGGAUUGCUUUGGGUGGCGCAAGCUUAGCCGUUAGGUAGCUAUGAAGGGCCUGUAUUGGCAGCAGACUUCAUCUGUGGAAGAAACAAAUUUUGUCUUCUUGGAGAAGGAUAACCUUCCUGUUUUGAAAGACAGCUAUGUGAAAGUACAAGUUAAAGCCUGUGCGCUCAACCGGAUUGAUACAAAGCUUUUAUCAGAAAUCAAGAUGGAGAAGGAAUUUCUACCUGUCGGGAGGGAAGUUGCUGGUGUUGUAUUGGAGAUUGGGAAAAAAGUGUCCUCCUUUCAGGCAUAUGAUGAGGUAGUGGGAAUUUUGCCUCUGGAUUCCAAAGAGUCUGGUUUGUGUGAAGUUAUUGUUGUUCAUGAGCAUUAUUUAGUUCAUAAACCGGAAAAGGUCUCCUGGCUUGAAGCAGUGGGGACCAUUCGUGACGGUGUUCGUGCAUAUACAGCUCUACACUACCUUUCCUACAUAUCUCCUGAAAAAACUGUGCUUGUAAUGGAUGGAGCAAGUCCAUUUGGCACAAUAGCUAUUCAGUUAACACAGCACAGAGGAGCCAAGGUCAUUUCUACUGUGUAUAGUCUGGAAGACAAACAAUAUCUUGAGAGGCUUUCACCUCCUUUGGCUCGUAUUAUAGAUGAGUCAAACGGAAAGUAUGACCUGACAGAAAGCUGUUUGGAGGAAACUGGAGGAUUGGGAGUGGAUAUUAUCCUUGAUGCAGGAGUGAGAUUAUACAGUAAGGAAAAUGAAACAACUUCACAACAAUUGCUACCACACAAACAUGACAUCAUUAUGCUGCUCAGUGUUGGAGGCCAUUGGGUUACUACAGAAGAAAAUCUUCAAUUGGAUCCUCCAGAUAGUCAUUGCCUUUUCCUCAAAGGUGCUACAGUCUCUUUUCUGAACGAAGAAGUAUGGAAUCUGUCAAAUAUGAAACAAGGAAAGUAUCUUUGCAUUCUAGAAGAUAUAAUGGAGAAGUUAUCAAGUGGUGUUUUUAGGCCUCGUGUGGAUGAACCAGUCCCAUUGUAUGAAGCUAAAGUUUCUAUGGAAAUGGUUCAGAAGAAUCAAGCAAGAAAACGACAAGUUGUCCAGCUGUAAAGCACAAAUUCCUAGCUUCUGAGGUUGCAUGAGGUAUAGCAUUAUGCGCUUUUGUAUAGUGUAUAUGUAUAAAAUAGUGAUAAUUGAAUGAAUAAAUCUUUCGGUAAUGAUGCAGCUACUGUUUUAAGAUUCUUUGUAAAUCUUGGGGAGAAAUGUGAGAUUUUAUAUCAGAGCUUUCAUUUUGCCUGUACCCAUGUUUAAAAUAUAAAAUUGAGUCUUAAUCUUCUCUCGCUCACCUCACCCUGGAAAUAAAAUAUUUGUCUUGAAGAGGCAA
Molecule: messenger RNA, 1592 nt
Organism: Sphaerodactylus townsendi
Lineage: Eukaryota; Metazoa; Chordata; Lepidosauria; Squamata; Sphaerodactylidae
Gene: CRYZL1
Product: crystallin zeta like 1
Exons: 13
Coding region: 272-1318 (348 amino acids)
Molecular function (GO): oxidoreductase activity
Source: RefSeq, a predicted model, not a curated record